CUCCUUUCAGUGACGUUAUCAUUAGGAAAUAGAAUAAUGAAGGAAAGCCUGAUAUUUCUACCGUUUUCGGGUUUAAUAACAUAUUAUUAUACUUGUAUCCCCUUAGCAGGAAAAUAGAGUACUUCCUCAGGUUUGAAAUGCCUCGUUACUGUGCUGUGAAGUUAUGUAAAAACCGUGGUGGUAUACCUUCGAAAGACAACAAGAAAAUUAGUUUCUACCCGUUUCCUUUACGGGACGAAGCGCGGCUGCAGAAAUGGGUUGAUAAUAUGAAACGCGAGGAGUGGACCCCCAGUCGGCACCAGUACUUGUGUAGUGAUCAUUUCACGGAGGACUCCUUCGACCUGCGAUGGGGGAUACGAUACUUGAAACACACCGCCGUACCUACAAUCUUCCCCUUCAUAUACGAAGGUGAAGCGACACAGGAUGAAGAGAACAAGCUUCGCUGUAAGAGGAACGUGAAGCCUGGACGGAGGUCGUGUGGCGUGAAGCCCGUCAGAACGUCCUCUCCGCCCAAGAAGAGGGCUCUUAUUCUGAGAAGGGAAAGCUGCGCACAGGCCGGGGACGAUUCGGCAGGGAAAGCCCCGGAGCCGCCGGCUGGAGCCGCUGACGCUCAGUUUCCCACAGUCCUGCUCUUACGGGACCUGGCCCCGGAAACUGCGUCGUCCCGCGAGGCCUCUCGUGCCACUGCUUCCCUCCCGGGGGGCGCGGUCGCCGUGGAGACUGCCAGUGAGCAGCCUGGCGGAGAGAGGAUACUGAUCGCCUCCUGUGUGGGCGUGUUGGGGGGGUCGGACCGUGAGGCCGAGGGGGGCUCCGCCGUGACAGUGCUGUGCGCUGAAACCGCCGCGUCGCCCGAAACCGCGCGCGACGCUCUGCCUGUCGCCACGACGACGCACGGCACCGUCGCCAGGACGACGCACGGCACCGCCGGGCCGCGGACGCAGCCGAGCGGGGACGGCUCCGCCUCCGACGACUCGGACAGGCCGGCGGGCGACGGGGAGAACGGCCUGCUGGGGGAGCACUCGUACUCCCGCCAGAACACCGACAAGGACCAGCUCUGGAGCAAGAUCGCCGGCCUGCACCUGAAGAUCACGCAGCUGGAGCAGCAGGAGGAGGAGACGGUGGGGAAGAUCGGCGCCCUGGAAGCGCUCCUCGCCCACCUGAAGAGGGAGAGCCUGGUCUGUGAGGAGAAGCAGAAGGCACUGGAGGACUACUUCACCUCUGUCUUCCUCUAGGGCCCAGCCGGCUCUGAAACGGUUUUAUUUUGUACAAGUUUCACAUUUCACCGUUUUAUAAUGAACUAAUACAGACGCGCUGUGACAGUGCAGAUGCUUCAUUCCUCUGGGGAAGUUUUCCUGAAAGAGAACUCAGACCAAACUGGCUGUGCCAAUCCAUGUCUGGGGGGGUGGGGAGCAUUUUUACGAGAAUGUUGGGAAAUUUGUGUCCUGGCUUGUGGAUAAAAAUGAUACAGGUUUGAGAAUUUUCUAAUAAAAUACUGAGACCUGUUUGUCAUUUUUUUGGAGGACAGUAUUGUGUGUGUGAUCAUUUCACAAAUAAUGUAAUAUUUAAUAUUUUAGCUAUUUUGCUCUAAAAUCAAAAUAAAAUAUGUUGAAACUGUGUUCACUAAUUUCCAAA
Molecule: messenger RNA, 1632 nt
Organism: Conger conger (European conger)
Lineage: Eukaryota; Metazoa; Chordata; Actinopteri; Anguilliformes; Congridae
Product: THAP domain-containing protein 5-like
Exons: 3
Coding region: 138-1232 (364 amino acids)
Cellular component (GO): nucleus
Source: RefSeq, a predicted model, not a curated record